AUGGGACCCUUCUCAAAUACCCAGGUCUUUGCCUGUGUCUGCAUGUUCCUGCUCUGGAAUAAUAUCCAGCCAAGUGUGGAAAAUGAAUUUAUUGCAAAUUAUUCAAGCCGUUUGCUCACCAGUGUUCCAAACACCAUUCCAGUCCAUACUCAGGUGUUAGAUCUAUCCCAUAAUAGGAUCUCUGGACUUAGUGCCUCGGAGUUUAUUUCUCUUUCUGACCUCCGAGUGUUAAAUCUUUCUCAUAAUCUAAUUACGGAGCUCGACUUCGGCGUCUUCUUUUUCAAUCAAGACUUAGAACACUUGGAUUUGUCUCAUAACAGCAUUUUGAAAGUUUACUGCCUGACUCUCGCCUCCCUCAGGCACUUGGAUCUCUCUUUCACCAAGUUGGCUGCCCUGCCCCUCUGUCAGGAAUUGGGGCAGAUGUCCCGUUUGGAGUUCCUGGGGCUGAGCGCCGCGACGCUGCGACGCUCCCACUUCAGGUACCUCACGGGUUUGCGGCUCCGCAAGGUCCUCCUGACCUUGGAAGACUUCUCCCUCUACGAGCCUCAGAGCCUGAGGGCCCUGGACACGAGGAGCCUCCACCUUGUUUUUGCAGGAAACCAAAACUUCAGUUUUCCCCUCCUGUACGACGGAAUGAGCACUUCAGAAACCUUAAGGAUUGAUAAUUUAAGAUACACCUUGAGCUCUGGCUAUUUCCCCUCUCCUCCUUUAACGCUUCUGAAGGAGAUCAAGACAACAGCUCUGAUGCUGGACACCGUGGACUUACAAUGGCCUGUCAUUUUGCAGAUUUUCCUGCUGGUUUGGUAUUCGCCUGUGGAACGUCUGACUGUGAGACAUUUGACUUUUUGGGGACCCGUGGAGGAGCUGCCCGGAUAUGAAUUUCUACCUUUAUUAAGUUCUCUGGAGGAAAGAAUUUCUCUGAGUGGCUCCAUGAAGGCGCUGACUUUGGAGCACGUUCGGAACAAGGUUUAUUAUUUCAACCAGGAGGUUCUGUACCGACAGUUUUCGGAGAUGCCUCUUGCCAGCUUGACCAUCUUCGAUGCCUCCAUGCCCCACAUGCUCUGCCCCAACAGAACAAGCUCCUUCCAGUACUUAAAUUUUUCUCACAACGCCCUGACGGAUGAAUUGUUCCAGAACUGUGGCACUCUGACAGACCUGAAGUUCCUUGUUUUACAGAGGAAUAAAUUGGAGAGCCUUCCCAAGGUCAGCUUCAUGACCAGCCGUAUGAAGUCGCUGAAGUUCUUGGACGUGAGCAGCAACUUGCUGAGCUACGAUGGGCCUGCUGAGCCGUGCCGCUGGGCCCAGUCCCUCUCGGAGCUGGACCUGUCCUCCAACCAGCUGACGGAUGCCGUGUUUGAGUGCUUGCCAGUCAACGUGCAGAAGCUGGAGCUGCAGAACAACCAGAUCAGCAGUGUCCCCAGGGGGAUGGCGGAGCUGAAGUCCUUGAGAGAGCUGAACCUGGCGUCCAACCGCCUGGCUGACCUGCCGGGCUGCGGGGGCUUCCCGUCGCUGGCCUUCCUGAACGUGGAGAUGAACGUGAUCCUCACCCCGUUGGUGGACUUCUUCCAGAGCUGCCCGCGGGUGAGGGAGCUGCAGGGCGGGCACAACCCCUUCAAGUGCUCCUGUGAGCUGCAGGCCUUUGUGCGGCUGGAGAGGCGCUCUGGGGGGAAGCUGUUUGGCUGGCCGGGGGCCUACGUGUGCGAGUACCCGGAGGAGCUGCGAGGAAGGCUCCUGGAGGACUUCCACCUGGCCGAGCUGGCCUGCAACACCACGCUCCUGCUGGUGACGGCUCUGGUGGUGACGCUGGCGCUGGUGGCCGUGGUGGCCUUUCUGUGCAUCUACCUGGACGUGCCGUGGUACGCGCGGAUGACGUGGCAGUGGACGCAGACGAAGCGGAGAGCUCGGCACCAGCAGCCCCAGGAGCAGGAGGGGGCUCUGCAGUUCCACGCCUUCGUGUCCUACAGCGAGCGGGACGCGGCGUGGGUGAAGGAGGAGCUGAUGCCCAACCUGGAGAGGGGGGAGGGCCGCGUCCAGCUGUGCCAGCACGAGAGGAACUUCAUCCCCGGCAAGAGCAUCGUGGAGAACAUCAUCACCUGCAUCGAGAAGAGCUACAGGUCCAUCUUUGUGCUGUCUCCCAACUUUGUGCAGAGCGAGUGGUGUCACUACGAGCUGUACUUUGCCCACCACAAGCUCUUCAGCGAGACUUCCAACAGCUUAAUCCUCAUUUUGCUGGAGCCCAUCCCUCCGUACGUGAUCCCCGCCAGGUACCACAAGCUGAAGGCUCUGAUGGCCAAGCGAACCUACCUGGAGUGGCCCAAGGAGAGGAGCAAGCAGCCCCUUUUCUGGGCCAACCUGCGGGCAGCCAUUAACGUGAAGCUGCCAGUGGCUGAUGGACAGAGGUGUGGGGAAACAGAUUAGGAAUCUUGCUCAUGGAGUUUCUUCUGCUUUUUUUUAUUCUGGGUGAAGCAAUAAAUGCUUUAUCAUUUCCA
Messenger RNA from Calidris pugnax (ruff), 2489 nucleotides. Its product is annotated as toll-like receptor 1. The transcript has a single exon. Bases 1 to 2418 code for a protein of 805 amino acids. Gene Ontology annotation, biological process: cellular response to bacterial lipopeptide; immune response; toll-like receptor signaling pathway. NCBI's taxonomy places the organism in Eukaryota, Metazoa, Chordata, Aves, Charadriiformes, Scolopacidae. The record is from RefSeq and is a predicted model, not a curated record. Gene Ontology annotation, molecular function: transmembrane signaling receptor activity; lipopeptide binding; Toll-like receptor 2 binding. Gene Ontology annotation, cellular component: membrane.